AUGGGGCUGGAUGGACCUGUUUUCACAUGUGGUGGCAUUCUUACCGGAGAGUCUGGAUUUAUUGGCAGUGAAGGUUUUCCUGGAAUGUACCCUCCGAAUAGCAAAUGUACUUGGAAAAUCACAGUUCCUGAGGGCAAAGUGGUUGUCUUGAAUUUUCGAUUCAUAGACCUGGAGAAUGACAACCUGUGUCGCUAUGACUUCGUGGAUGUGUACAACGGCCACGCCAAUGGCCAGCGCAUCGGGCGCUUCUGUGGCACAUUCCGACCUGGAUCGCUCGUAGCCAGUGGCAACAAGAUGACGGUACAAAUGAUUUCAGAUGCCAACACCGCGGGAAGUGGCUUCAUGGCAACGUACUCUGCNGCUGCGCCAGAUGGAAAAGGUAGCCGUUUUCACACAGGGGAGUGCUCCGGGAGAGCACUUGAAGGGGUGGCUGCACCAGGUCUAAAGCCCACUGUGGCCCUGUGUCAGCAGAAGUGUAGACGGACGGGGACUCUGGAGAGCAAUUACUGUUCAAGCAACUUCGUGUUAGCCGGCACCGUUAUCACGACCGUCACUCGAGGUGGGAGUUUGCACGCCACAGUCUCCAUCAUCAGCAUCUACAGGGAAGGCAACCUGGCCAUUCAGCAGGCUGGCAAGAACAUGAGUGUCAAGCUCACUGUGGUCUGCAGGCAGUGCCCGCUUCUCAGACGAGGUCUCAAUUACAUUAUUAUGGGACAAGUGGGUGAAGAUGGGCGUGGCAAAAUCAUGCCAAACAGCUUUGUCAAGAUGUUCAAGAAUAAGAAUCAGAAGCCCAUGAACGCGCUGAAGAACAAGCAGUGUUAGCCUGAGCUCUGUCACGUAACCUGAACUUGCUCAUCACCGCUGAACGAUCUGUCCACCUUAGAAAAAAAAAACAAAAUCCAUGCUAUUUAAUGCUGAGCGUUCUGAGAGAUGGAGCUGUUACUCCUCACGCGAUCGAUGUGUGAGCCACGCCCCCAGUUCGCUGGUGGAAGGCCUGCGCUGUGAGGUCCAACAUCUGCGAACCCACCCACCCAGUGCCUGACGGGGAAGAGCAGCGAGCUCCGGCAUCUGGAAGCUUGUACAUACAUCUCUGUAGGAGGAUAUUCUAGAGUCGAGUUGUAUGAAGAUAUAAAAAGGAUUUUAUAAAGUGCAAUAUUUAUAAUGAUAUUUGGUUACCUUCAAGCAUUUGCUCUGAGGUGUCACAUUCUUUUUUUCUCUUUCAUUUUUUUUNAAAA
Messenger RNA from Mus caroli (Ryukyu mouse), 1235 nucleotides. NCBI's taxonomy places the organism in Eukaryota, Metazoa, Chordata, Mammalia, Rodentia, Muridae. The record is from RefSeq and is a predicted model, not a curated record.